Messenger RNA from Colletotrichum higginsianum IMI 349063, 387 nucleotides. RefSeq lists its product as uncharacterized. NCBI's taxonomy places the organism in Eukaryota, Fungi, Ascomycota, Sordariomycetes, Glomerellales, Glomerellaceae. The record is from RefSeq and is a predicted model, not a curated record. Bases 1 to 387 code for a protein of 128 amino acids. The transcript is spliced from 2 exons.
AUGUGCCCCAAAGUGACGUCAAGGAACCCGACAGCAUCACCGGCCGAGGUGGGCCAGGUCCAAAACGUGGAUGCUGCUCGAGCCCCAUCAGAACAAGACAAGACAAACCUGGCAUGUGGAUCGAAGAGCUGCGGAAUGCGAGUCGCGAAUUCGCCAUUCCUCGUGUACAUGGGCAAGGAAGGUAUCCGUACAGAUACACCUACGUAUCUCGCAUUGCUCGAGAUCCCCAAUGUCUUUCGAAAAGUUGUUCUAGCGCAACCCGCUGCUUGGGCCUUUUGGGAAGGGCUUCAUCCCUGCAUCACAUCUAUGAUUGGCCUAGUUCCUUGCGAAACUCAGGAACGUGGUUUCAGACUCUCCCCUGAUGUCAUUGGAGGGUCCGCUGUGUAG